UUCAAGUUCAGUUCCCGUGGGACCGCCGGCCUCGCUCGUUCGCAAACCAUUCGUUGAACAUGAGAAUAUUCUAACGUUUUAUAAAAUGUAUUUACACGCUUUCAAAGCCUAAAACGGGAUUUGAUAAUUCUCACCCGUUAAAUAUCAUUGAAAAUAUCGUCGAGAUGUUAGUUACGUAAAUCACAAUCUCCAAGAGCUAUCGAAAUGAUAUUUGCGGUUGCCUGGAUCCUACUGUACACCGCAGCCGAGAGCCAUCAAGCCAGUUUCUUCCGGACUUUUGAGUGCAUUAAUGAGCAAUGCCAGAGAACGGGACGACCGCUAUCAGUUCUAGAUCACGAGAAAUUGAAAAUCAAUGGACAGCACACGACUUUGGCCGCUUGCAAGCUGGUGUGCGGAGCCAGUGCCGGCCUGUGGCCUUUACCCACUGGAAGUUUUAGUAUUGGGAAAGAUUAUCUCCCCAUACAACCCGACAAAAUUAUCUUCGACGUGAAAGCGAUCCCCUCGGGAGUCGACUCAUUUAUCUCCGAAGUAAUCGACAUAUUUACAUCAAACGUUCAAUCAUACUGCGGUAAUAACUGUGAUGGAGUCGGCUCCUCGGUGACUGUCCACAUCGAGGUGGAGUCGGGGAGCCUCGGACUCGACUGGAAUACCCGCGAGGACUACACUCUUCGAAUCGCUAGUAAAGGCACCGAGGCGGACGUUAUUAUCACUGCGCACACGGUUUACGGGGCUCGUCACGCUCUGGAGGCUCUCUCGCAGCUAAUUGCACCGAUCGUCAAGUCCAGUAUCAAGAGGGGGUUGGUGAUCGUCAAUAAGGCUGAUAUUGAGGACAAACCGGUGUUCAAGCACAGGGGACUGAUGAUAGACACUGGAAGGAAUUAUCUGCCGGUGACAGCGAUUCUUAGAACUAUCGAUGGACUUGCAGCGACCAAAAUGAAUGUGCUGCAUUGGCACGCCACUGAUUCGCAGAGCUUUCCGUUGCAGAUUAAGAGUCGACCGUUGAUGUCGCGGUAUGGUGCUUACUCCCCUGGGAUGAUAUACACCCCAGAGGACGUGGGGCGUAUAAAAAACUACGCGAAAUACCGUGGAGUCAGGGUGAUCCUGGAGAUGGACUCUCCAGCCCAUGCGGCAACCGGUUGGGAGUGGGGCGAGACUGCGGGGCUAGGGAAGCUCGCAGUUUGUGUUGAGCAACAGCCCUGGAGGAAUUUCUGUGUUCAACCCCCUUGUGGACAACUGAACCCUGUGAAUCCUCAUGUGUUCGAUAUUCUCAGGGACGUUUACAGGGAAUUCUUCUCGAUAUUGGGGAAUGAUAGCGUCCUUCAUGUUGGAGGAGACGAGCUCUGGUUGCCAUGCUGGAACUCCACCGAAGAGAUCGUGGAGAAUAUGCAGGGGAGAGGCUGGGGGAGAACCCCCGAGGACUUUCUCAAACUCUGGGGAGAGUUCCACAUUAAGCAAUUGAAGGUCAUAAGUGACCUCAAAGAGAAGGACGACUCUGUGAUCAUCUGGAGCUCUGGACUCACUGAGCCCAAUGUCAUUGAGCAGUUCCUCGACAAAAAUAGAUUUAUCAUCCAAACGUGGGUGCCAGCUGCUUCUACCGUUCCCGAGGAACUCCUCAAACGUGGGUAUAAAUUGAUUAUUUCAACGAAAGACGCUUGGUACUUGGAUCACGGCUUCUGGGGGAGCACAAAGUACCAUUCGUGGCGAGAUGUCUACGAGAAUAGAAUCCCGAGGGAGGAGACUGUCCUCGGUGGCGAAGUCUGCAUGUGGGGGGAGUACGUGAAUCAGGGUGGCCUAGACUCUCGCAUCUGGCCGAGAGCGGCAGCAGCCGGCGAGAGACUCUGGACAGACUCCGCGACCCUCAAAACCGUCGACGUCGAGCCGAGGUUGCAGGCUCACAGGGAGAGAUUGGAGAGCCGGAACGUCAAGGCUGAUGCCAUAUCCCCGGCGUGGUGUGCACAGCACGCAACAAAGUGCGACUGAAAUUAAUUACCAAAAUUUUUAGUAUUCUCGGAAUUUUUGCAUUGAAUGUGAUUGAUCUCGUUGAUUAUUAUCCGUUGGAAACUGGACAAUUGUAAAUGAAUAAAUAUUUUUUAUAUGGUA
Molecule: messenger RNA, 2100 nt
Organism: Diachasma alloeum
Lineage: Eukaryota; Metazoa; Arthropoda; Insecta; Hymenoptera; Braconidae
Product: chitooligosaccharidolytic beta-N-acetylglucosaminidase
Exons: 8
Coding region: 205-1980 (591 amino acids)
Biological process (GO): carbohydrate metabolic process; glycosaminoglycan metabolic process; ganglioside catabolic process
Cellular component (GO): membrane
Molecular function (GO): beta-N-acetylhexosaminidase activity
Source: RefSeq, a predicted model, not a curated record